This is a messenger RNA of Rhodotorula graminis WP1, 1200 nucleotides long. RefSeq lists its product as uncharacterized. NCBI's taxonomy places the organism in Eukaryota, Fungi, Basidiomycota, Microbotryomycetes, Sporidiobolales, Sporidiobolaceae. The transcript has 4 exons. The record is from RefSeq and is a predicted model, not a curated record. Gene Ontology annotation, cellular component: nucleolus. Gene Ontology annotation, biological process: small-subunit processome assembly; endonucleolytic cleavage to generate mature 5'-end of SSU-rRNA from (SSU-rRNA, 5.8S rRNA, LSU-rRNA); endonucleolytic cleavage in ITS1 to separate SSU-rRNA from 5.8S rRNA and LSU-rRNA from tricistronic rRNA transcript (SSU-rRNA, 5.8S rRNA, LSU-rRNA). Gene Ontology annotation, molecular function: RNA binding. Bases 37 to 1152 code for a protein of 371 amino acids.
GCCGAGCCACAGAGCCGCACCGACACCUGCACGAGCAUGCCUCGCCGCCACAGCAUGCCCGCACCUGGGGCCAAGCCCGCCAGCAAGCCCGCGCCCUCUAAGAAGAAGCGCACCUCGCUCCCUGCACCGCCUCAACCCUCGACCUCGCAGCAGACGCUCGACGACGACGAGCCUCGAGUCACCGAGCCUGCCGACACCCGCUUCGCCGCCUUCCUCGACGAGGCCGACGGCGACCACGUCGAGCCGGCCGUCGACCAAGGCGACGACGGCGAGGCCAACCUCGACGAGGAUGCGGCUGCUCAGCACGGCGGCGAGGAGCCCGUUGCAGAGCCUCGAGCCGCCGACGACGAGCUCGACGAGCGCGCCCUUCUCGCAAAGACGACCCUCCCCGCCCACCUCCUUCCGCGCUCCAUGUCCGGCGGCAAGAACGCCAAGACGCCCGGGCUCGUCUACCUGUCGCGCAUCCCGCCCGGCAUGGGUCCGGGCAAGGUCAAGCACCUCCUGUCGGCGUUCGGCGAGGUCGGGCGCAUCUACCUUGCGCGGGCCGACGCCAACAAGGAGAUCUCGGCACGCAAGAAGCACAAGCAGCGCGAGCGCCACCAGUCGCACAACUUCAAGGAGGGCUGGGUCGAGUACCUCGACAAGCGCGUCGCUCGCUCGGUCGCCGAGAUGCUCAACGCGCAGACGAUCGGUAAGUUCUUCUUCCGCGUUCCAGGCGGCAAGAAGUCGGACCGCUGGCACGACGACGUCUGGACGAUGAAGUACCUGCCUCGCUUCCGGUGGGACCAGCUCAGCGAGCAAGUCGCCCUCGAGCGUGCGACCCAGACCUCGCUCCUGCGCUUCCACCUCUCGCACUCCAAGACCGAGCAGGAGGCCUACCUCUCGGCCGUCGAGCGCGCUCGUGUGGGCAAGAAGAUCGAGGAGAAGGCGGCCUCGCGCGCGCAGAGCUCGGGCGCCAAGGGCGGCAAGGGUGGGGCCGCCGGAGCAGGAGCAGGAGGGGCAGCAGCGGGCGCCGUCAAGGGCGAGGGCAAGGAGGCCAAGGCCGGCGAGAAGAGGAAGCGGGAGUUCCGGCAGCGCGAGGCGGUGGACGUGAGCAAGAAGCUGCGGCGGGACGAGGGCCAGCUCGAGAGCGUGCUCGGGCGGCUGUUUUGAGAAGGUCGUCGGUUCGAGUCUUUUGCAGCGGAGCCUUGUCCUUUCUCG